AUGGCCACGACAAACGCAACGACUCCAACUUCGAAUUUACGACCACUUUCCUUGACGCAGAGACCUCUCCAGCUUCGUUCAGCAUCUCCUUUGACUCCCGUGUCUCCACCAACUAAUCAUGAGCAUCCCAACGGACAACGAAACGUGGAUACCCCCGGCAAUUCACAGCCAACCACGUCUGGUUCACAGACUCCAUCCAUUCAACGACAUCAAAAACGUUAUUCGGUUCUGUCUUAUUCCAACAGUCCACGUUCUCCAGCCGCACCCAGCGCGUUCAACUCUCCUGUGGUCUCGAACUAUACCGAGUCGGGAGAACAGGGAAUCUCGUACGCUUCUAGCAUCCCAGGGAGUCUCUCAAGGUCAUCGUCGCGAUCUAGCAUUGCCGGGCAGCGGUCGAGUAUCGACACGCCGUCUAUAAACAGAAUCAACAAGCGUUUCAGCAUUCCCAAAAGGCCAGGUGAACCUGGAACGCCCACAGCACUUGACCAGACGUCUCCUCUGGGACGCGACUCUCCCCUUCUAGGGGGAGAAGCGAUGGACGAAACCUCGAGCCAAGCCGAGAGCUCGAGUGCUGUCUUGACACUUGCAGAAGAACACGCCGAGCUGCUUCAGAAUAUUGCUCAAAAGGAGGCCAAAUGCCUCGAGUUACGGACACAACUAUCCGCGCAAGAAGAAGAGCUCAAGGCAUUAAAAGCACGAUGGACGAGUAUCGUCCAACAAGCCAACCCAAAUGCUUCCCAAUCGAGCUCUGGAAGCAUCGCGCUUGCCGCAAUGGGAAGAAUAUUCAGCAACGUCACCGCACCGCUUGCAUCCGCACUCGAUGCACUGGACCCCAUCCAGCUCGCCCCCGAUGCCUUGGCCCCGCGACACCGAGCCGAUACAUCCUCCGGCGCAAUAGAUCCAAGGCUGCAAAAGACAAUUGUCAAUGGAAUCGCGUCGAGUCGAGGACAUACUCCCGCAUCGUCUGCGCGUUCGUCUGCUUCGUCCUUUGCGGCUUCGCGAGCGUCAAUUUCGUCAACCUCGUCUCUCGGUCUUGCGUCUGAACCACUUCAUGAGAAUGCAAAGACUGGGGAUGAUGUGACCUCGAGCACAACGCCGACUCCGACGUUGAGCAAGGCGGCCCAUCGGAACUCGUUGUUGAUGCCCCAUUUUAUUGGAGUCAAUCCAGAGAUAUUCUCUCCUACACAAGGCUCGCCAAUGACUCCAGAAGGAAGCUCGAAAACGAACUGGGCUGGUUUAGAGGGUCUGAACAAUAUUCCGGGUGCAAGUGCACUAAACAAGAAAUGGGAGGAAAUACAAAAGGGAAAUACGCGUGCCUCCACGCUAUUGUCAGAAGUGUCCAAUUCUUUCAUCAACACCUUUGCACCUCCCAUCGACGAACCUCUCCGACCGGCAAAACCACGACUCAUCUCCUCGCGACCAGCCUCCACGACGCCAACGCCACAAGAUGUGCUUCCAAAGAACGAGGGUAUGCCCGCUUCCAAGUCGUUGUUGGAUGAUGAAGAUGAUGUGGGAGAGCUGGACGUGUUGUCUCCGCCUGCUAUGCAGGUUAUGGCUCCUGUGAAACCACCGACGCCUCUAACACCAUCAGUGGCGAGCAAGCAUCUGUCAGCUACCAAAAUGCAAGGAGCGGUCAAGGCUGAUGAUGAUACUUGGAAUUGGUGA
This is a messenger RNA of Serendipita indica DSM 11827, 1665 nucleotides long. The record is from the annotation of a GenBank genome assembly. Lineage: Eukaryota; Fungi; Basidiomycota; Agaricomycetes; Sebacinales; Serendipitaceae.